Messenger RNA from Capronia coronata CBS 617.96, 1164 nucleotides. RefSeq lists its product as uncharacterized. Gene Ontology annotation, molecular function: acyltransferase activity, transferring groups other than amino-acyl groups. Lineage: Eukaryota; Fungi; Ascomycota; Eurotiomycetes; Chaetothyriales; Herpotrichiellaceae. The transcript is spliced from 2 exons. The record is from RefSeq and is a predicted model, not a curated record. The coding region runs from base 1 to 1164 and encodes 387 amino acids.
AUGUCACACUCCGUGCCAGUGUCAUCGGCCACACUACCGUCCUCGCCAGGAUCGUCAUCACCAACGACAGAGGUAGAGAGGCUGCGGCUAGAAACAACACCCCUCCUUACUAUCGCCUCCCAGUCUACAGGAGCGACAACGACAGCAGCUACUCAAACGCCACAGUCGACACUCCGCCGUGCCAGGUUCAGUGAUCUCGCUCCUGCAGCGCACACGUGUACCCUUGCAUUCUGGGACGAAGCGCUCUUCGGCAAUGUGAUUCACCCCCGGCGCGCCACAUAUCCUGGUGACGUCAACAAGUACUGGUACCGUCGGUUCGUGGUGGAUUGGUGGGACUGGAGUCAUGUGUUCCUCGUCACGACUGAGACUGUGCCUGUGAAUGACGAAGGUGACAACGAUGAGGACGGACCGGCAUCGGGAUCGAAAGAAAAUGUUCCUGAUGACGAGGACGAGGCUGUAUCUACCAGAGCCUACCAAACCAACACCAGCCGCAAAGGAGGAUCCCCACAGCCACUCUUCACGUCUGAGCACCUGGCGAAGAAGAAGCGGAAGGAUGCUGAAGUCAUCACGGGCUUUGCGCAUUGGAGCCGUAUCGCACCGAGUUGGAGGGAGAAUUACCAGGCCGGCUGGGGCCUGCGGUGGUGGGAUCCGAGACGCCUUCUCAAACCCAUAGCAUCAAUGCUCGUCAACUUGUGGGCGCUUCUCUCUCCCAACCGCGCAGCCUCGCCUGAGAAUGAAGACGUCCUCGAACGCUCGUACAACUUCCUCGACCACGUCUGGACGGGCGAGCGUGCCGAGUCAUGGUACCUCGAAAGUCUGGCGGUACACCCGUCCUUUCAAGGCCGAGGCUUAGGACGGGCCUUGGUGGCCUGGGGCCUCGAGCAGGCAUGUGAAGAGGGGAUCUCAACCAGCGUCAUCGCCGCAGACGGCAAGGAGCCUUUCUAUCAGAAGUGCGGCUUCGAUGUUGGUCCUGUGGCGAGGUCGGGCGAAGGGCAAGGGAACCCGUUGAGAGAGGUAGCCGGCGGAUUGGCCUUUUUCAGAGACAAAGCCGGGGUGAGAAUCGAAGCUCGGGAGCCGGGACCGUGGAUGGAGGGGUUUGGGGUGUUUGAUUGGGAGGAGUGGCAGAGAAAAACGUUUGGAGGAGAACGAGUAGAAAAGAAGUGA